CAACUUUGGUUUAAUCUAUCCAUCCAACGUGUCAAUGACACGAAAAGCCUCAAUCCGUAAAUCAGUUGUCAUAACAUCAUCCUUACAACAGUUCAAUUACAGAUUGAACUGCUUUAGGAUUUCGAUUAUGUCCUAUAAAUUGACCUAGGGUUUCACAAAAGUAAAUUGAAAGUACCCACAACCCAUUUUUUUGUCCUGUUCUUUGUUGUUUCCUUUCCCCUAAAAAAAUGGCAGAUUCUGAGCUCUCAAUGAGGUUGGAUCGUGCAAGGCCAUUUCUGAGAGGGCAAUAUGAUCAGAUUGAUCCAUUACUGCCCAAAUUUAGAUCUGUUCUGUUAGAAGUGGGAGCCUCGGAGUGCUGGCACAAGCAUGGCAGUUUCUUUGAACAUCUCAUGGAUGUUUAUAGGAUUCUGAAGCUGUGGAAUGCUCCUGAUGCUAUUGCCAGGUGUGGUUUAUUUCAUUCUGCUUAUUCCAAUUCUUAUGUUAAUCUUGCAAUUUUUCAGCCCAAUGUUGACAGGCAGAAAGUGAGAGACCUUAUUGGGGAUGAAGCAGAAGAGCUUGUGCACAUGUUCUGUAUUGUGCCCAGGCAGCCUCUUAUUCAUGACAAUCUAUUAUUUCAAUUUUCUGAUGAGGACUUAGUUUCUGCACUGAAGGAGUCAGAGAAAACAGUGCAAGAGGCCGAGGCAGAGGAUCUGAAGCUGCAGAAAUUGGAAUUGGAGGAGAAAGAUGAGAAUUGGAUUGACAAAAUCCAUGACAAAUAUGAGAUUCUUAAGACCCAAUUGGAGGAAGAGUUGGAUGAAAUUUUUCUUCCUGAUUGGAGGAGGAAAAUCCAGAAAGUACUGCCCCAUGAGGGAGUUGUAGUGAAACACAUUAAAACAGGGGAGGAUGUUCAGGUGCCCAGAAGAUUGGUUGCAAUCUUUUUAUUCAUGACCAUGGCAGAUUUUAUAGACCAGCUGUUUAGUUUCCAGGAUAAUUUGUUUGAUAACAGUAAUGGGAAGCUUGACUGGUCAGGAAACAAUUGGACUGCUCUGUGGCCAGGAGAUGGCAAGCCAGGGCUAUGGGUAAAUUCUAUUUCCAGAAUGGGUGCUCUUUAUAAUCUGAUUGUAAGGGAGGAGAAGCUCUUUCAAAGAGAAGAGAAGAGAAAGAAUGGUAAGGUCAAUGGAGAGAAGCUUAGCAACAGGGGUUUUGAAGAAAUAGAGCUUGUGAUUCCCCCUGUGUUUGAUCACUGCAGGGCUGUAUUAUCCCCAACAGAUCAAAUCACUGCAAGAGAAUUGUAUUGGGAAGGGGUUUGUAUGGCUCCUGCAGAAAAAGCCCAUGAAAAAGCCCAACCACUACUUUCAAAAUCUUGUAAGCUUGAUCCCUUUGUAGGAGAACCCCAUGUUGUUCUAGCUCACACUUAUCUUUCCCAAGGCAAGUAUGAGGAGGCAGAGGAGGAGGCAGAGAUUGCAUUGAAGCUCAUGUUAGAGUGGGGUACAAAUUGGGACAAGAGGAUGUCAUGGGAAGGCUGGAUUGCAUGGACAAGAGUGCUGGUCAUGAAAGCAAAGGAAAAGUCCUGGCCUCAGACUGCCUGGGGAAUUCUCAAUUUGGGUCUUGUCAAGUAAGAAUUAGCAUUCAACUUCUCAGACUUUUUCUGGUUUGGCUAGACUCAAUAUCUAUUGAUAUCAUAAUAUACUAAUGCAGUUCUAUCUGAUGCUAUCUCUACCAUAUCUAAGAACAUACUAAGUAAUAUACUAGAUUUCUACUAUUCUAUCAGGAUGCCAUCUCUGUUCCACCUGACACUGUUUUUCUAUUGCAAGAACUCAAAAUGUAUUUAACCAUGCCACUGCACAAUUCGCUUGUUUGAAUUGAAAGGCAUCAUGGUUUUUGUUUAUCUAUAAAUUACUCUAAAAUGAUAUUACAGAAGUUACAGCAUUUCCUCCA
Cryptomeria japonica (Japanese cedar) is the source of this 1917-nucleotide messenger RNA. RefSeq lists its product as uncharacterized. The transcript has a single exon. The record is from RefSeq and is a predicted model, not a curated record. Gene Ontology annotation, molecular function: protein binding. The coding region runs from base 228 to 1598 and encodes 456 amino acids. Lineage: Eukaryota; Viridiplantae; Streptophyta; Pinopsida; Cupressales; Cupressaceae.